This is a messenger RNA of Cynoglossus semilaevis (tongue sole), 10652 nucleotides long. RefSeq names its product xin actin binding repeat containing 2a (gene xirp2a). Gene Ontology annotation, molecular function: actin filament binding. NCBI's taxonomy places the organism in Eukaryota, Metazoa, Chordata, Actinopteri, Pleuronectiformes, Cynoglossidae. Gene Ontology annotation, cellular component: focal adhesion; stress fiber. Gene Ontology annotation, biological process: actin cytoskeleton organization; actin filament organization. The transcript has 11 exons. The coding region runs from base 27 to 10472 and encodes 3481 amino acids. The record is from RefSeq and is a predicted model, not a curated record.
UAUAACACAGCCUGUAGGUGGCAGUAAUGGACGACCUUUAUUACCCGUCUCUGCAGGCUGUCAGGUCUGUCUGUCUGUUUCUCUGGACUUCAUCAGUGUCAUCACAUUCACCUGUGCCUUUGUCAUCAGUCUCACUGGUGCCACCUGGUGCCCUGGGUGUUUAUGUACCUCUCUCCCUCACUGUGUCCUCGUUGGUUCAUUGGUCAGUGUACGUCAGUCAUGCCACGCUGGUCAAGUCUACAGUUCCUGUUACAACAAUGGAAACUCGAUCAGGAAAUGGAGAGGAGGUGGCCGCUGCAGUGUCAGCGACCUUGGGCUUGGUUUCCCAUGAUGCCACUGGGCUGCAGGUGGAGGUGGAGGUGGAGGCAUCAGUGCUCCGAGAGGAUCUGCAGGCUGCCAGGAGGAUUGAACGCUUUGACAUUCCACUGGAUCAGCUAAAGAGGAUGUUUGAGAAACCGCCUGCUGCUGCUGCUGCUGCUGCUGUGGAAACAUACCAGGACGUGACACCUGUCCACUCCUCUCCAUCCAAAAGGGUGACGUCCAGCUCCCUCACCCAGGCUAACCAGGCCACAGAUCCCAUCAUGGACUCACCCCAGGACAACAAUCUCACUGCAGGCAGCCUCGGCAGAUCCAGGUCAGGACGUCCUGAGGAGAGGCCACUGAGCGUCGGUGACCCGGACUCUGAGCAGGUGUCAGUGAAAGAGCGGCUCGCAAUGUAUCAGGCUGCUGUCUCUAAGAAAGAAACCAGCGGGCCUGGCUCAGCUGCGACGAUGGAGGACUGGGAGCCUUGUUCACUGCCUGGUGGCCUGGCUAGUGUGAAGAAACAGUUUGAGACACAAGAGUUUGCCUCUUCCUCUUCUCAGUCCAACGUCAGCCAGUUUCAUUACCAGCAGAAGUCCGUCCAGGAAAUGUCAAGCUCCUCAGAGGUGAUAGUGAGAAGAAGUGUAGAAAUACCCACCACGACCCUCCUCCACUGUGAAGACAAAGAGGUGAUGCAUGAUCAGAGACUCCACCAUAACAAUGUGACUGGCGGUUAUGGGAGCCAUUACAAUGAAACAGUUAUGCUCGUCGAAGGAGAGGAACCACCAAAGAUUUCUACGCAGGCUUUGAAGCAGCAGUAUGAAAAAACCAUUGAGGAAGCUGCACCAGCCAAGGAAAUUAAGGUUGAUGUGGAUUUCGGAGAGUUUCAAUGGGCACCAAUAAAGCAGUCCUCUAAAGCUUCAAAAUUAACAAGCCAUGAAACCUCCUCCACUGUCAAAACUGCAACAUCAUCAUCAACAUCUGCAGUGUCUCAGGAGGUGUCAAACCAUUUCCCUCCACCACCCUCAAACCUACCACAGGCAUCACAGGAAACUGCAGAGAAUAUGCUUUCCUCUCAAUUUAAGGAACAAGCUAUCCAAAAUAGGCAAGUUGGUAAGGAGCAGUACUUUAAACACAAGAGCACAGCUGAAGUGAAGCGCCUCUACAAGCACAUUCAUCCAGAGGUCCGCAAAAACUUGGAAGCGGACUUCUUGAACCAGCUCACUGAGGCAGAGCAAAAGGAUUUAGAAAGUGAAGAGGUUGUGGGUGAUGUCGAGCAAGCGUGCUAUCUUUUUGAAAAUGAUGGCUCAAGUGAACGCUCCAGCCCCGACAGGGAGUCCGUGGAGUGGGACGAGAUCCUUAAAGGAGAAGUGCAGUCAAUGCGCUGGGUAUUCGAAAACAAGCCCUUAGACACUAUUAAAGAUGAAACCCCAGAUGAGACAGAGGUGAAGAAUAUUGCUCAACAGGAAAUCAUUGCCGGCAAAGAUGUCAGAUACACUGCAUGGAUCUUUGAGACUCAACCAAUGGAUGCUCUUGGAAAUGAAACAACUUCAAAUGAGCAGACAGAAAAAAUGACCGAUCUUGCCAGAGGAGAUGUUCGCACUGCAACGUGGCUUUUUGAGACUCAACCACUUGAUUACCUGAACAAGAUCUACCAAGAGGAUGAGCUGGAGACAGAUGGCACUGUCACCAAAGAUAUCACUGGAGGGGAUGUCAAAACUGCCAGGUAUCUCUUUGAGACUCAGCACCUGGACUCUCUGGGUAAAACAGAGACCAUUGAGGAAAGCAACUUUCUAAACCUGAGGUCUGAACUGGAGGAGAUUAAGGGGGAUGUGAAAACAACCACUCGCAUGUUUGAGACCGAACCCAUGUGUGUCAUCAGGGGAGAUUCUGGAGAGAUGCUUGAGAUCACCACCAUCCGCAAAGAAGAAACAGAAAAAGGGGACGUGAAGACAUCACGAUGGAUGUUUGAAACCCAGCCUCUUGAUAUGAUCAACAAAGACCCUGCCAAGGUCAAGCUAAUAUGUGGUAUAUCCAUGGGGGAAAUGAAGGACAGUGUAAACAAAGGUAGGUGGCUUUUUGAGACCAAAACCCUUGACACCAUCAAGGAUGAAGAAUGGGAAAGUUCCAGGAAGGAAAAAGAAGAAAUACUUGGAGCCGAUGUGAGAAAACACUGUUGGGUUUUUGAAACCCAGCCUAUGGACACCCUGAAAGACAAUGCCAACUCUCAAACUGUGUAUUCUGAAAAGAUUGUAGGAGGUGAUGUUCAAUCCACAAAACACCUGUUUGAGACGGUGCCCAUGGAGAACCUGAAAGAAUUGCCAGAAGUGGGAAAACUUAAGAAAACAGUUGCAUCAGAGGAGGAAAAGGGUGACGUGAGGCAUCAAGCGUGGGUCUUUGAAAGCCAGCCACUAGAAGAUAUAAGAGAGGAGAAAAAGGAAAUGACAAGAACGGUGAAAAUUCAAUCCCUUGACAAAGGAGACGUCACAAACUACAAAGAAAGAUUUGAAAAUAUGGACCUAAGCAAAUGUGAAACGCAGAAAAUUCAGGUUGAAGGUGUUACUAGUGGCUCUGUCUUGUCCAACAAGUGUCUUUUUGAAUCUACCCCCAUGUAUGCCAUGCAGGACAGUUCUGGUCAGUUUCAUGAGGUAAGAACAGUGAGGCGUGAAGAGAUUGUAAAAGGUGACGUACGAAGCUGCAGAUGGAUGUUUGAAACCCGUCCUAUUGAUCAGUUUGAUGACAGCCUUGAUAAAUUUCAGAUUAUUAAAGGGAUAUCCAAACAAGAGAUGGAGUCCGGAGAUGUCAAAACAGCUAAGUGGUUGUUUGAAACUCAACCGCUGGAUGCCAUUAAAGUUCUCAGUACCUUUGAGGAUGAAGAACAUAGAACUAAAGAGGGAAUUAGUAUAGAAAAAGGGGAUGUCAAGACUUGUAGAUGGCUCUUUGAGACGCAGCCAAUGGAUGUGUUGUAUGAAAAGAUGGAAAAGAAUGAGACUGAUGUUGAAGAAGUGCAAAAGGGAGAUGUCAAAACAUGCACUUGGCUCUUUGAGACACAAACACUUGACAAUAUACGCGACCACACCGACUCUGAGUCUGAGACCAUCCUGAAAACUUGCACCGUAAACCAAGAGGACAUCCAAGGAAAAGAUGUACGACUGGCUCGCUUCCUUUUUGAAACAGAAAAUCUUGAAAAUAUUGCAAGAGAGGACAGCAGCUCUUUCAGGAGGGUUACAAAAAUUGACAUUGAGUCAGGCGAUGUCUCCAGAAUGAAGUACAUUUUUGAGAAUCAAUCGUCAGACAUCAUGAGUUCUACCUCAGAGGAAACAAUGCAGAGGCUGAAGACACAGCAGACUGAUGACAUUCAAAAGGGCAAUGUGGUCAGCUGUACUUGGAUGUUUGAGAACCAGCCAAUAGAUGCCAUCCGUGACGAAAUUUCAGAGACAAGAGAAACCCGUACCGUGACUGAUGUUCAGGGUGGUAAUGUUGGAAAAGGCCGAUUCAUUUUUGAAACCUUCUCCCUUGAUGAGAUUAAAGAGGAGUCCACGGAGACUGAUAUUUCAAAACUCACAACUAUAUUUAGAGAUGAAAAGGAAAAGGGGGAUGUGAAGAAUUACACCAUGAUGUUUGAAACCCAGCCACUUUAUGCCAUACGUGACAAGGAAGGCCAUUACCACGAAGUAACUACCGUUACUAAAGAAGAAGUCAUGAGAGGGGAUGUGGUGGGGGCUCGGUGGCUGUUUGAAACAAAACCACUGGAUUCAAUAAGAGAUUCAGAAGAGGUCUAUGUAAUUAAAGCUGUGACUGAGGAAGGCAUCCAUAAAGGAGAUGUUAGCUCUGCCAGGUGGAGGUUUGAAACGCAGCCCCUAGAUGAAAUUACAGAAGAAAUAAAAGUGCAGUCCAAAACAGUUGCAGAUAUUCGAGGUGGUGACGUUAAAACAAACAAAGAACUGUUUGAGACUGAUGAGAUGUCUCAGAAGUACAUCAGAACUGUUAGCGUGAGUGAAAUAAAAAAAGGUGAUGUCAGAUCUGCCACGUGGAUGUUUGAGACACGCAGUAUUGAUGAAAUCCAUAAUGCAGGCGAGGAGUAUGAUGACAUGAAAAGGGUGACAAAGGAAGAAGUAAUGAAAGGGGAUGUCAAACAGUCUGUGUGGCUCUUUGAAAAGCAGCCACUUGACAGUAUCAAAGACUAUGAUGGCCCUGAGCUGCCAGUGAUGAAGGAGGAAAUCCCACAGGCCGAUGUCAAGACAACAACAUGGCUGUUUGAGUCGACUCCAUUCCAUGAAUUCAAUGAGGGCAGUGUUGAAAAGACAGAAAUAAUAGGUAAAAGUGUUAAAGAGACACUGGAGGAACUGUACUCUCAGAAAAUGGUGAAUGCACAAGGUAUUCUUAUUGAAGCAGAUGAGAUUGGGGACGUUCGCAUGGCCAAGUAUAAACUCAUGAAUCAGGAUUCUCCACAAAUUCAAAAAGAGGAGAUUAUCAGAGGUGAUCUAAGCAACAUAAUGAUGAACCUCCUCAACCGCAGAGAGAGCGCUGAAAAGGGGAUUAUUAUUGACCAAGACGAGAGGGGGAACAUCAACACCACAGUGCAACAGCUUUUCAACCAAGAACGAGGAAUCAAUGUGGAAAAAGAGGAAAUUGUCCAUGGUGACAUCCAAGAGGCCAUAAACAAUCUGCUCAAGGGUGAGGGCUCCUCAAAGCGUGGUAUUCUGAUUCAAGAGGAUGAGAAAGGAGAUGUGAGGAUGACCAUCUACUCUCUUUUGAAUAAAGGUGAGAGAGCCAGCACUGAAAAAGAGGAUAUCAUUCAAGGUAAUGUGAGCAAAACUCUUCAGCGACUUCUCUCCAACUCAGGUGGAGAGGACUCCAGACGGAUAAGGGUAGGGGACACAGAAAGAGGUAACGUCAGCUUUUACACCACAUGCAUUGAGUCUGGGGCCUUGGAUUACCUAAAACAGUUUCAGAGUGAGUCUGACGAGAGCCAAGAACAAGUAGAAAAGGAGCAUAUCAUAGGAGGCGACAUCGAGGAGACUAAAAUCCUACUGCGAAAAAUUCAGCAGCAAAUCGGUCGCACUGUAGCUGAAGAUGAUAUAGUUCCCGGUGACGUGCACAGCAUCGUUAACGUAUUUAUGACAGAACCCAGUGUGACCUAUAAAAAUGUAGAAACAAAGGAUAUAGUUAAGGGUGAUCUUAACGCAGCUCUGGAUUCUCUCACCCAAGCUAUACACCAGAAGGUGAUGAUAGAGAAAGAGGAGGUGGUAAAAGGUGACAUACCUACCACUCUGAGGUCUCUGGAGGAGGCCCAACAUCAGGCCAAAGAAAUGGAGAAGCCUGAAAUUAUCAGGGGAGACAUCAGAGGUGCUCUUGAGUCGCUGGAGAAAUCUACAACUAAUACAUCAGUCACUGUUGACGAUUUAGUGCCUGGUGACAUCAAAGGGACCCUGAGGUCCCUGGAGGAGGCCAAGCAAGCUGUAAAAGAGGUGGAAAAAGAGGAGAUUGUCAAAGGAGACAUCUACACUGCCAUGCAAAGUUUACAUGAAGCCUCAAGUGAGAAAAAGAUUUACCAGCAUCAAGUGAGUGAACAGGGUGACGUUAAAGCCACCAUUCAGCUUUUCCUUGAACCGACGACAUCACCAAAGACACAGCGCAGGGGAAGCAUGGAGGGAGAUGUCAAAACAUCCAUAAGGUCGCUUUAUGAAGGACAGGACGCAAUCCAGGUAGAAAAGGAAGAGGUCGUAAAAGGGGACGUGCAAGGGACAAUAAAGAAUCUGAUGCAGAGAAAACCGUAUUCCAAACCAAAGCGUAUGCAUGCUCCAAAGACGGUGAAAGUACCUGUGAAAAAAGUAGCAGCUGCAAAGCAAGUGGAGCCUGAAUGCAAACCUCAAACCAAGAGUGAGAGUGCAGCAGUCAAUCCAUCCCCCGCUGUGAAAAACCUCACUCACAGCAGUGAAGCACAGAAGCACACGCAGAGGUACAGUGAAAGCAAAUCAGUAAAAACACAGGUAAUAACCCAAGAGGACCACUCAGUUAUUGUAGCCAAAACAGAGAAUACCUCAGGGGCCUCUGAAGAGAAGAACACAAAAGAACAGAAGCAGAGAGCUCUGCCCCCACAGAAAAUACCAGCUCAGAAGCCUUUUAUGAUAAAGACAAGACCAGGGACUGUGGAUGAUCACACAGAGAAGCAAACAGCUGAGGUAAAAGUCAUAAAAGAGGCAAAAAAUUCUUCACAGAUGAGUGUUUCAAAGAAAACGUCUGAAACAAAGACAAUAAAGCAUGUGCAGAACACAGUGGUGGAGAGAAGUGUCACACAGAAGCAGAAUAUGCAAAAUACAAAAAGGUCAGAGCAAACUUCAACUUCCCAGAAACAAAUGGCAGAAAACAAGACUCUAUCUGAAAAAACAACCAUCAAAAAUACAAAGGAUGAGCAGAGUACCCUUGAUAUCAGAGGGAAGGGCAUGAUAAAAAAGGCAAAACCAGAAAUUCCCUUCCCUCCUCCUCCCUCUUCACCACCUCCACGGUCAGAGUCUGAGUUGUCCCUCCCUCCACCACCGUCACCGGUGCUGGAGACCCCAGUGCCACCUUCAGUCCGACCUUUCAACAUUCAAGACCAUGACCUCCCACCACCGCCACCUCCUCCUCCUAUGGAAUGCAUGAAGGCUGAGUCUGACUUCUUCCCUCCUCCUCCACCACCUCCUCCCCCUCCGACCUCAGUAGGCAGUCAAGAUUUUCUCCCGCCUCCUCCUUCACAGCAAGAGCUAAAUGCUUUGCCACAGCCAACCCCUGCAAAGCUGGUCAAACCCAUCUGCAGACCAUUAUUUAAGGUGCCCGCUGUCCCAGAAACACCAAAAAAGCCAAUACAAGUGAAACCCAAGUGGCAAAAAAAGCAAUCAGAGCCUUCUCCACUUCCACCACCUGAGCCAUCUCCUCACCAAGAAAUCACUGACUCAGCAGACAAUAAAGAAGAAAAGGAAGGUAAAUUGCAGGAAAUAAAGAAACAAACCAUCCAACAAACUCAAAUGAAUAAACAACUUCAGUCUGAAUCAACAGUCGUGUCUGUGAAAACAAUUCCAGAUAUUCCAGAUGCAAAAACGGCACCAAAACCCAGAGCGUUUGUCCCUCCCAUCAAACUGCCUCCACCUCCUGAUCCUACUCCAGCUCCGAAGGCCAGACCCUAUGCCCGCAAAUUCAAAACCCCUCUCAUGCUUGCGGAGGAAAGGUUUCGCCAACAAAAGGUGGAGAAAGAAGAGAUGGAAACGAGUACAGUCACUACUCCCACUUCUCCACCGGCAAACAUGUCAUAUUCUGCAAACGACACUGAAUCUUCUGUGGCACAAAACACUGAGAAAGACGUGGACAUAAAAGGGCGAACAGAGAAGGCGGAGGGAGCUAAGAUCAUUUCCAAAAAAGAAACUGUGGCCCAACACAUACCUGCCAAGAAAGCACCUUCCCAGAUCCCUUUGAGCAAGCUCUUGAUCUCUGCAUCUUCAAAUGUGUCCACAGAAAAAAGGCAAGAUGCCAGUGAGCAACUCACAGAAAACAUACUCUCCUCUGCUGAUGCUGUCAAAAAGAAUCAAACAGCAUCUAAACAUCAGACCUUUUCUCAGUCACAUCAUGUGGCCUCCAGUGUCAAGGUUGAGUCACAGUCACAUGUGGUCACUUCUUCAGUGAAAGAUUUCAGCACUCAGUCAAUUGCUGCCGUGCAAAGUGCAGUCCAGGAAAAUCUUCAAAGCAAGCCUGCUGUCGCUCUGAAAUCUAAAGAUGUGAAGAAUAUUAAUGUACCCGUGACACUAGAAGAGAAGAAGAGCCUUUCUUUGCCUACUAAAAUUCCAAAAGUCACACCAAGUUUCAAGGUAAAAACCUUUAAGAUCCCAACGGAGAAGAAGGAGGAGAGAAGUGAUUGUGUGCCACAAGCAGAUGUGAUAAAAAGUGAAAUGCAAUUUCAGCAAGAAAAACGCUCUGUGUCACAGCAGGAAAGUAAGCAGCGAACAACAGCCAGAGUUGAGAUGGAAAGAGAAAUGAAGGAAAAAGAAAUCAAAAGCCAGGUCACCAUUCCAGCAAAGAAAGUUGACGUGGAGGUCAGUGUGAAAAAGACAAAGCAGGUGCAGAAAAAUGAGCCUGAAGUGAAGCUGUCACCAUCUGUUACUGUGUUAAUGCCCAAGGUGACAAAGGCAACAUCUGCAGCAACUCAUCAAGGACAAGGCCAUGUAUCUGUCUCCCACAGUCAGCAGAGCGUGACAGCAGAGGCUGUUCAGAGGCAGGAGGAGGUGGUCGUCGUGAGUGAGCAGAACCUUUGCAGGCAAGAGGCCAUUCAGGUGCAAACACAGCAGUUGAAGCAGCAAACAGCAGAGACAAAUACAAUUCAGGCGAAGUUCGGAAAUUCAAAAGGCGAGCACAAAUAUGUGUCUGUGAAAGGUGCAGGGAAAAUGGGCCAUAAAGAUGAGGCUCCCAGUGAAGAAAUCACAGAUUCAGAGAAAUGUAAUGUCAUGCAGAGGCUGCUCAACCAAAUAGAAGAGCUGGAGGGCACCCCAAGCAGAAUAGACUCCAAGACUGUGAGAAUGAUUAUAAGCGAGUUGGCUGAAUGGGCGAUAGGUUCAGAUGAGAAAAAGAAUCUAAGUGAAAUUGCCAAACAGCAAAGUAAAAAGAAAUUGAAAGAAAUUGUUUUUUACCUAAAAAAUAUGUUUCGAGCAAAGCUCAGUGUGCUAAUGGAAAACUUGAAAUUGGCUGAAAAACAGGACAAAGAGAAAACAGAAAAACCGGCGCCACCACCAGUGCUUCCAAAACCAGACAAGAAAGUUGUCAGUGCCACAGCUGCAAAGGUUGCCUCAAAGAUCAGUGUUGGUGGCUCUAAAUCUGAACAGAAGGUGGUGCUAGAGAAAAAGUCACUUCAGAGCAGCAAACUCCAUCAGGCCGUGAGCGACUCGCCUGAUCCUAGAGUGUCCUCUCCUUUGGCAAGUAUCCGUACUCCAUCACCAACUUUCAUUAGCAUUGAAUCAAGGAGAGUGGACUCACCCCUCAGGGUGACACCAUCACCUCCACCCUACAAAUCCAUCGGGACACCGCCGCCUCCUCUUCGCAAGACAUACACACCCACAUCUAGCUUUAGCAGGGCUACGCCCUCUCCCACUCUCAGCCGCUCAGAGAAGCUGGUCAAACUACAUGAUACGUCCUCAAAGAUCUCAUUCAGCAUCCCUGCUCAACAUACAGUGACCACAUACGAGUGCUUUGCAGCUGAAAGAGAGCAAUCUUCCCCUUUCAGAGACAGUGGCUCACCCAUGCAGAAAAAUGAAGAAGGAAUGGCGGAUGUUACGGAAAUGGUUGACUCCAUGAAGACAGUGAGGGACAAGAAGUCUUUCUUUGAGGAAGCACAAAAGGCAGAGGUGAGCAGGGCAUAUGUUCGCAAGGAUCCCAUUGACAUCCCCGAGCGCCUCGGCCCAGACAAUGAGGAGGGUACGGAAGCUGUGAUUAUAGAUCUUAUGAAGGAGGAUCUCCCAAAAGUUGACCUGUCCAAGCUGGUGAAUAAAUUUGAAUCCCCAAAGCCUAAAGUCUUUGCCAGAAAAGAACCCAUAGUCAUUGCAGAAAGACUCGGCAGUGACACAGAGGACGCAGAGGCUGAUCUACAAACCCAGAAGACCGACGACAUCCCCACUUUCAAUGUCAAAGCAAUUAAAAAUGUCUUUGAAACAGGCGAACACAGCUCACAGGCAGCGCGAGAGCUCCGAGAACAAAUAGAACGAAGAGAACCUGAAUCGGUUUAUACCAAACCAGCUGCUCCAUUUGAAGCCACAGUAUUCACCGAACAAUCCUGCAGAGUUGAUGAAGAUGGAAGCAUUGCUAAAGAAACCCUGAGUAGUGAGGUGCACUCUGGGAGCUCCCUGGCCCGUGGCAACCCACCGUCCUAUGCUGAUGUGGUGAAAGGCAAAGUUCUAACAGUAGCUGUUCAUCCUGAUGCCUCCACCGAGGAGCUGCUCCGAAGCUUCCAGGAGUCAUGGGCUGAGUCCGGGGGAGUUUUCCAGAACCUGGGUUACAGUGUGACAGAGCAGAGGACUUCACAGAUCGUCACUCGCACACAGGAGACUGUUGUGACGGAGAAUUCGAAUUCCAGAGUCCGAACAGUGCAGGGUGUGCAGGAAGAGGGUUUACCCCAUGGAGUCCCUGAUGGCCGACAAACAAAACUUCCAUAAAAGCUGCUUUCGUUGUGAACACUGCAAAGGCAAAUUAAGUCUUGGCAACUAUGCCUCUCUCCAUGGACGAAUGUACUGCAAACCACACUACAACCAGCUGUUCAAGUCCAGAGGGAAUUAUGACGAGGGCUUUGGACAGAAACCUCACAAAGAACUCUGGAAUAACGAGAAAAACCUUCA